Molecule: messenger RNA, 666 nt
Organism: Diabrotica balteata
Lineage: Eukaryota; Metazoa; Arthropoda; Insecta; Coleoptera; Chrysomelidae
Source: the annotation of a GenBank genome assembly
AUGAGUGGAAAGUGGAAGAGAAUAGUUGUAUCUUUGAAAACAAAAGUGAAUGCAUUUAAGAGAUUGGACAAGGGUGAAUCAAUAAAGAAAGUUGUUUCAGAUUUAGGUGUCGGAGAAGUAACUGUUGGAGAUUGGAAGAAUACCAAUGGAACCUCCGGAGAUCUACGAAUUGUAAAGAGAAUUUACUGGGUAGCACAACCUCCUUCGGGCCCGCGUAAUAACCUAACUCUUCCUGUACACGCAGUGAUAAUUCAUCACACUGAUACUGAGUCCUGCAAUACACAAGGUGCCUGUAUUCUUCAGACUCGUACAAUCCAAACUUUUGACAUCGAGAGCAGAUCAUUAAAUGAUAUUGCAUAUAACUUUCUAAUCGGUGGUGAUGGAGCUAUUUACGAAGGUAGAGGUUGGAAGGUAGAAGGAGCCCAUACUUUAGGAGCUAACGGUAAAAGUUUUGGAGUUGCCUUUAUCGGUACUUUCACCAAAGAGCCACCGCCUGAAGUUAUGAUCACUGUUUUCUAUAAGCUAGUUGAUAGAGCUAUACAAAAAGGUUAUCUAACGACAAAUUAUAAAAUAAUGGGUGCCAGGCAAUUUUCAGGCGUAGAAAGUCCAGGAAAGGCUUUCUAUGAAUUAAUAAAAACAUGGCCUCAGUGGUCUGAAAGACUGUAA